Messenger RNA from Hemibagrus wyckioides, 3318 nucleotides. RefSeq names its product pre-B-cell leukemia homeobox 3b (gene pbx3b). Gene Ontology annotation, biological process: animal organ morphogenesis; brain development; embryonic organ development. The record is from RefSeq and is a predicted model, not a curated record. Gene Ontology annotation, cellular component: nucleus. Bases 593 to 2002 code for a protein of 469 amino acids. The transcript has 12 exons. Gene Ontology annotation, molecular function: RNA polymerase II cis-regulatory region sequence-specific DNA binding; DNA-binding transcription factor activity, RNA polymerase II-specific. Lineage: Eukaryota; Metazoa; Chordata; Actinopteri; Siluriformes; Bagridae.
UUCUUUUCAAUGUUAUAAACAUGUCCUCUAGUCUGCAAGCAAGGCUUGGUAGAAGCGACCAUACUUUGCUAUAGUCAAGAGAAACGAGGAGCUAGAGCAAUUCAUUAUCAGUUUAGCAUCAACCAGUGUAAAACUUCGGGGUGAUGCGGACUGAAAGGGUUUUCAAGAAGUUAAAAAAGAUUCAGUGAAGUAGACUGCUAAAAAAUAAGUAAUCUCCAAGAAACUUUAAAGAGAAAAGACAAAGUCAAUUUGGAAUGCAGUGUUCGGACUGUAUUCCACGAUCUACCGCUGUCACACGAAUCCUGAGCUGAAGUUUAAACAAUAACGCCGAAAUACCACCAUUGACUUUUACCUAAAGGAACUAUUCAUCGCAGGAUUGAUUUUUUUCCGGGAACUCCUUGGACUAGCAAUUCUGCUGUAUCGCUGACGGCAAUUCAUGCCGUUUACCUUCCCGCGAAAUUGUUUCACAUUUCGGAGACGAUAUACCCCACAAAAUGCUGCUCAUGCUGUAGUCAAGUUGCGUUUUUUUUUUUUUUUUUUGCAUGUGCUCAUUCCCUUCUCAGAAGCCCAUUGAUUGUGUUGCGGCGAACUGAUGGACGAACAAGCCCGUAUCAUGCAGUCUCUCGGCGGUAUAACUCUGGCUGGCCACACGGUACAGGGGGGCAUGGCAGUUCCGCCUCCACAUGGACAUGAUGGCUCCGACGGGGACGGAAGGAAGCAAGACAUCGGCGACAUUCUCCAUCAAAUCAUGACCAUAACAGACCAAAGUCUGGACGAGGCGCAGGCAAAAAAGCAUGGCCUGAAUUGCCACAGAAUGAAGCCUGCCCUCUUCAGUGUACUCUGCGAGAUCAAGGAGAAAACAGGUCUGAGUAUUCGAGGGGCACAGGAGGAGGACCCUCCAGAUCCUCAGCUUAUGCGUCUGGACAAUAUGCUGCUGGCAGAGGGGGUGGCUGGCCCAGAGAAAGGCGGUGGAUCAGCCAGUGUGACAGCAGCUGCAACAGCAUCAGGAAGCCCUACUGACAACUCCAUUGAACACUCAGACUACAGGGCCAAACUCUCACAGAUCAGACAAAUCUACCAUACAGAACUGGAAAAAUAUGAACAGGCAUGUAAUGAGUUCACAACCCACGUGAUGAACCUAUUGCGGGAGCAGUCACGUACACGGCCCAUCUCUCCCAAAGAAAUUGAGCGUAUGGUCAGCAUCAUCCAUCGCAAGUUCAGUUCCAUUCAGAUGCAGCUUAAACAAAGCACCUGUGAAGCUGUCAUGAUCCUGAGGUCUCGCUUCCUUGAUGCCAGACGAAAAAGACGUAAUUUCAGCAAGCAGGCCACAGAGAUCUUGAAUGAGUACUUCUAUUCCCACCUCAGCAAUCCCUACCCCAGUGAAGAAGCCAAAGAAGAACUGGCUAAAAAGUGCAGCAUUACAGUAUCACAGGGGGUGGGAAGCACCAUCACAGUGGCACAGGUGUCUAACUGGUUUGGCAACAAGAGGAUCCGUUACAAGAAGAACAUUGGCAAGUUCCAAGAGGAGGCCAAUCUGUAUGCUGCCAAAACUGCUGUGAACGCAGCACAUGCUGUUGCUGCUGCUGUGCAAAACAGUCAGACCAACUCCCCCACUACACCGAAUUCUGGAUUCCAGAUGAAAGAUGAAGAAUUUCAGAUGGAUUCUGCAGAGAACAAAAACACACUUUUAACCAGCAUGUUUACUGGUUCGUCAGGUUCUUUUAACCUCCCAAACUCAGGGGACAUGUUCAUGAGCAUGCAGAAUCCGAAUGGGGAUUCUUACCAAGGGGCACAAGUCGGAGCCAAUGUGCAGUCACAGGUGGAUACCCUGCGCCAUGUUAUCAAUCAGACAGCAGGAUACAGUGAGGAUCUGGGGGGCAACUCCAUGUACAGUCCACAUGGCUUGGAUACUAAUGGGGGGUGGCAAGAUGCUAUGACCCCAUCCUCUGUGAUCUCCCCUACAGAAGGCCCUGGUAGUGUGCACUCUGAUACCUCGAAUUGAUCUCUGCAUUGACACACUGACCAAUUAAAGACUUAUCAAUCAGAGACAUCACGAACUACCAUUUUCCAAAAUACACUCAGCAGAACAUUUGAAAGUUUGAAUCUUCUGGUCUCAAAAGUCUUUGUCUCUGUCAUUAUUUUACUAAUAAUUACUAAUACAUUCUCAGAUUUGGUUCAUUACACUUAAAUUAUUAGUCUUUUAUAUUAUUUUCUGUGAAUGUGCAAAUAGAUAUGUUUCAUAUCUCAUCUACAUUUGCAAGUACACAUUUUGGCAUACAGAACAUAGGAACAUAAAGUCUGACAGUACAUCAAUCCCAUUAAUUCUAGAUAGCUAUGUUAUGUUACAGGUGGCAGUUUUGGGAAUUUUAGAGAUGGGAUGCAUUUCAUUUUUUCCCUUUUCUACUUUCAACUUGAGUUUAGGGAUAAAUUAAAAAUGAUGGAAAUUUUGGAAAAUAUUUUUUCAUCACGAUGUGAGUUUCACAUUCAGUGGGAUAAACCUUUUUAUAUAACACAAUAUACAAGUCUUACAAUUAAGCCAGUAUGUAUAAGAACUCUAUUUUGGCAUGUCUCCAUUCAGAGGAAUAAUGAAAAACAUUCUUGUAUAUAAUAUAGCUUAAGAGUAUUUAUACAUUUCACAAAUCAAUACAUGGCUUCAUUACCUUAUACUGAUAGAAUUGAUAGACUUUCAACAUUGUUACAUUGUUAGAGUUCUCUCACUGACUACCUCUCAACAAUCUUACCAUCAUUUUAGCUGUACCAUAUUGUCAUUUUUUAUAUAAUGUUAUUUGGGUACAUCUUUUAAUACAUCUUUUAAUACACCUUUUAGUCUUCUAAGGUAACCAGUUGCUUUCUUGCAACUAAAAAAAAGUAUUAAUAAUAAUAAUAAUGACAAUAAUACAAAAUAAUACCAUAGGGAGUGAGAGAAAGUUUGAGGAAGGUGUUGUGGAGGAACAUGGGAAACUACUGUAAGUAGUGAAAACAUUUUAGAUGUUACUCAUACUCUUACUAAUUUACUUGAAUAUGACAAUACACAAACAAACAAACCAAUCAAUAAAUGAAUGAAUAAGAAAGAGAAAAAUAGUGUAAAGCAUAAAUGGUCCUGUAUGUCAGGACCACAAUUUCUUUUCUCUUUUUUUGUAUUGUAUGUGUUUCUGAAACUGAUUUAAAAAGAUCAUGAACAUUUAUUUGUGGCGGUGAUUCUAAUGUAUUACUGAUGUUUUGUGUUUCUUUCUAACCAGACUACACCUUGGACUGAACAGUCUUCCUUGUGGUAGUUAAUGUGUAAUUUUGAAAAUAAAUAAACACUUUUUCCUCUCA